Molecule: messenger RNA, 209 nt
Organism: Paraglomus brasilianum
Lineage: Eukaryota; Fungi; Glomeromycota; Glomeromycetes; Paraglomerales; Paraglomeraceae
Source: the annotation of a GenBank genome assembly
GCUCAACUUUCGGCUUUGCUGGGUCAGCCUGUCCAAAGAAAGUUCACAUGGACCCAUUAACUCCCAUGCUGCCACUUGCUUGGAAUUCAUAUGAGAAAUAUUUGAGAAUUACAGCAGCACAUGCUUUUGCUGCCUUUAAGAAGGCUGUUUUGAAUCUGAAAAUAUAUUACAAGAGUGAAUUGCCCAUUCAAUUACUGCAAACUCAAUGA